GGGAACUUGGUGGACUUCGGCCGGACCCUGAACAAGAUGUGCUCCCCCAUCUGCCCGGGCCCCAGUGUGAACCUGGGUGUGGUGGCCGUGGGCACCCACUGCUGCCAGAGCUCCCUGUGCAACAUCAGCGCGGCCGGUGGCGGGCCAAGGGUCUGCACCGCCCUGCUGGGCCUAGGGCUCCUGCUCAGCCUGCUGGUGGCCCUGCUGCAGCCCAGCCUCUGACCGUGGGGCCCCUGCCCACCCCCCAGUUUCCUCUCACCGCCACCGUCCAGUCCCACUGCCCACUGUAGCUACCCCUCCCCCUGAAGAAGCAGCCACCCUCACUUCUAGGAAAGUGGGUGUCCUUCCUGAGGGGACUGGAAAGAGGACCUGUAGGUGCCCAGCGUCCCACCUCAGGGCUGGUCCCCUCUGAUGCUCGUGGGACGGUCCUACAGCCCAACACUUUUCACCCGCUGUGGGCUAGCCAGUGUGGAGUCUUAUUGUGCUUGGGGCUGGUGCAGGGGUGGACACCUGUGGGGGUGUAGAGGGUCAGGUACCCGCAGGUGUGCCCCUGUGGAGGAGUGAGUGGGGAGGGGAUGCCCCCCUCUCUGCCACCUCCCCCAUGGUUCAUUCGUGUUCAGGGACUGCCCACCUCUGCCCGCCGCACCCCCCCCCACCAGUGCACCCAAGUGCCCCCACCACACCCAAGCCCCCUUCCCCAUCCCCCCUGACACACACACACACCCCAUGCCUGAAAUAAAUACGUGCUUCCCUUGUC
Messenger RNA from Echinops telfairi (small Madagascar hedgehog), 757 nucleotides. It is a transcript of the gene LY6E, whose product is annotated as lymphocyte antigen 6 family member E. Lineage: Eukaryota; Metazoa; Chordata; Mammalia; Afrosoricida; Tenrecidae. The annotation marks the transcript as partial. The transcript has a single exon. The record is from RefSeq and is a predicted model, not a curated record. Gene Ontology annotation, molecular function: acetylcholine receptor inhibitor activity.